AGCGCGGGCAGAGCUUGGGCCCGGCGGCAGCACUCGCGGAGCGGCGGUGGCGGCAGCGGGCAGCAGGCAUGACCAUGGCAGCGGCGGCGGUGGCCCGCGGGGCCAGAGCGAGGGCGGCGGCGGCUCUCCGGGGCGGCUGCGGAACCGCGGCCCGAGGGAGGCCGUGUGCGGGCCCCGCUCGGCCCUUGUGCACCGCACCCGGGACCGCCCCGGACAUGAAGGGCUACCUGUGGGAGCGCUACCGGGAGGCGAAGAGAAGCACAGACGAAUUGGUUCCUUCCAUUAUGAGCAACUUGUUGAAUCCAGAUGCCAUUUUCUCAAACAAUGAAAUGAGCCUGUCGGACAUCGAAAUCUAUGGCUUCGAUUAUGAUUACACCUUGGUGUUUUAUUCAAAGCACCUCCACACGCUGAUAUUUAAUGCUGCGCGGGACCUUCUCAUCAAUGAACACCGGUAUCCAGCAGAAAUCCGGAAGUAUGAGUACGACCCAAAUUUUGCAAUCCGUGGACUUCAUUAUGAUGUUCAGCGGGCAGUAUUAAUGAAGAUUGAUGCUUUUCAUUACAUCCAGCUGGGAACUGUCUACAGAGGCCUCAGUGUUGUCCCUGAUGAAGAAGUCAUUGAAAUGUACGAGGGGUCCCAUGUGCCCUUGGAGCAGAUGAGCGACUUUUACGGAAAGAGCUCUCAUGGAAACACGAUGAAGCAGUUCAUGGACAUCUUCUCCCUGCCCGAGAUGACCCUUCUGUCCUGUGUGAAUGAAUACUUCCUCAAGAACAACAUUGAUUACGAGCCUGUGCAUCUGUACAAAGAUGUCAAGGAUUCAAUUCGAGAUGUCCACAUCAAAGGAAUAAUGUACAGAGCAAUUGAAGCAGACAUUGAAAAGUACAUCUGCUAUGCUGAGCAGACCCGCGCAGUGUUGGCCAAACUGGCUGAUCAUGGCAAGAAGAUGUUUCUCAUCACCAAUAGCCCCAGUAGCUUUGUGGACAAAGGGAUGAGGUAUAUCGUUGGGAAAGACUGGAGGGACCUGUUCGAUGUGGUCAUUGUUCAGGCUGAGAAGCCAAACUUCUUUAAUGACAAACGGAGGCCUUUCCGAAAGAUGAAUGAGAAAGGUGUCUUACUCUGGGAUAAAAUUCACAAGUUGCAGAAAGGCCAGAUUUAUAAGCAGGGUAAUUUAUAUGAGUUUUUGAAGCUUACUGGAUGGAGAGGAUCCAGAGUGUUGUAUUUUGGUGACCAUAUAUACAGUGACUUGGCGGAUUUGACCCUAAAGCACGGCUGGAGGACUGGUGCAAUCAUCCCAGAGUUGAGAUCUGAGCUCAGAAUCAUGAACACGGAGCAGUACAUUCAAACCGUGGCCUGGCUGCAGACCUUGACUGGGUUAUUGGAACAGAUGCAGGUUCACAGAGAUGCUGAGUCACAGCUGGUUUUGCAGGAGUGGAAAAAGGAAAGGAAGGAGAUGAGAGAAAUGACCAAGAGCUUCUUCAACGCCCAGUUUGGAAGCCUGUUCCGCACAGACCAGAACCCAACCUACUUCCUGAGGCGCCUGUCGCGCUUCGCUGACAUCUACAUGGCGUCUCUGAGCUGCCUUCUGAACUAUGACGUCAGCCACACUUUCUACCCUCGGAGGACUCCACUGCAGCACGAACUGCCCGCCUGGUCGGAAAGGCCCCCCACCUUCGGAGCCCCUCUCCUGCAGGAGGCCCAGGCCAAGUAGCUGAGGGCUCCCUGGGGCAAAAGCCAGAAACUGACGGCCCCUGAUUGGCAGGCAUGACGGGGUUGAUGCCAUGUGAGUCUGAGUGUUGCUUUUGGAAAAGAUACAGAUAUGCCUUUUGAUAUUUAUUUUGUACCUUAUGGAGAAUAAUUCUCCCAAUGGUUAAGAUGGGAGCUAGCUGCCGACCCCUCUGGCCUUCCCCGCCAUGCAGGGCUGAAAAGCAAGCUUCACAUUGGAACUCUAAUUUCACCUUUUUGUUUACGAAGGUCGUGAAACUGACGUCAGGUUUUCUGGGAUGGGCGAGACCACUGGAUGCCAUCUCUGCAUUCCAGCAGGUCAAGCUUGAAACGCUUCUUGACUCCUCCAUGGAACAUUUCUUGAACAUGUAUGGGCAGUGUAUUGGGGGCUGCAGGGGCACAGUGACGGGCAAAGAUUAGCUGCUUCCAGGAGGCUGAUUUAGUGGGCUCCACAAUGGCAAAAUGCUGCCGUGAGUUGCAGAGAGGCCCCCCCACCUCCAGUGGUGGCCAGUUUCCAAAUCAUUUGAUACUAAGGCUUUGACAUUCUGGUAACCUCUCACCAAAGAGAAUACACCCUCCCUGGAAGGACUUACAUGAGAAAGAACAAGAGAACUUGCAGCUCCUGGACCUUCUAGUCCUCAGUAUGUGGUUCCUGUGUCCUUCCCAGUAGGGAGGUGGGCAGGAGAGAGGAGAUGAGAGCUCUGGUCAAAAUCGCCUUCUAGCUAGCGGAACAGCCUUCUGGAGAACAAGAUUGCAAGAAAUGAGUGGGUCUGAAGAACCAAAACAUUUGUGGUAGGUCUCCCAGGAGCAUGUAAAACCUGGACACACCACCAGGUUGGCUUCAUGUGUUCAUGGAAAGAAAGAAAAUGAACCAGGAAAAAGCAUCUUUGUAAUGAAGCGCUGUGCCACGGCACCCACUCGGUUGAAUUGGAAUCUUGUUAAAACAUGGAAUUUACCAGAAACAGUCCUUGUCUAGAUGGAAACAAAUGAGAUCCCCGCUUCUCUCUGAGUUAUCCACUGAGAGGUGCUUGGAUUGGCCAGGGGAGAAGGAAGGUGGCCAUCGCAACUUAACCAUCUCCAGCCAUCUCCUCUUAGAUUUCUCUCCUGCGGUGUUUGUGUGGCUAUUUGGGAGUUUGUGCAGGGGUUUUUUUUUUUUUUUUUUUUUUUUUGUCUUUUAGAUGUCUAAGGUGGGAAAGGGCGAAGGACAUUGAAGCCAGGAAAUAGAUAUGACCUAGCUAACUGAGCUUCUCUUACUUCUUUCUAAGGGCAAUGAAAAUGGCAUAUAUUCCUUCUGUUGGAGGGAGGAAUCCUUAAUUGCAUCUGCAUUUGUAGUAUCCUUCAACAUAAAGUGCGUAUUUACUGCACUCCCUGAGUGCUAUGGGAAUGUCUGCUGUUAUUAGUUAUGAUGCUGCUAAUACUAUUUUAAUUGCAUAGGCUGUAUAAAUACUCCUGUUCAGAUUAGUCUGAUCUAGUAUUGCUAACACUCAUUUUAAGCUUUUGCGGCAACGUGCAUAUAUUCUUAAAUCUAAAGGAUGACAGGAACAUGAGGGGAGCUUGUGGAGAAUGCUUGCUUAUUCAACAUUUUUAUUG
Molecule: messenger RNA, 3310 nt
Organism: Sapajus apella (tufted capuchin)
Lineage: Eukaryota; Metazoa; Chordata; Mammalia; Primates; Cebidae
Gene: NT5DC3
Product: 5'-nucleotidase domain containing 3
Exons: 14
Coding region: 69-1706 (545 amino acids)
Molecular function (GO): 5'-nucleotidase activity
Source: RefSeq, a predicted model, not a curated record